GCCAUAAAAGAAAUGAACAAAUCAGUCUAACAGUUGCAACAAAACCAAGGGACCAAGACCUCUUCCCUGCGCUGUAUAUUUAAACACAUCUGUCUGUAUCUCUAUAUGUACCUGUAUAUCAAAAAGCCAUGACCAGCCCUUCAGCUUCUACUCCCAAGGCUUUGAGCAAGAUCGCUUGCAAUCGUUUACAGAAGGAGCUAGUUGAAUGGCAAGUUAAUCCGCCUGUUGGCUUUAAGCACAAAGUUACUGAUGAUCUUCAAAGAUGGGUAAUUGAAGUGAAUGGUGCACCUGGGACUUUGUAUGCUAAUGAAACCUUCCAGCUUCAAGUUGAUUUUCCUGAGCAUUAUCCCAUGGAAGCUCCACAGGUUGUUUUUAUCCCUCCGGCUCCACUUCAUCCUCACAUAUAUAGCAAUGGUCACAUCUGUUUAGAUAUAUUGUAUGAUUCAUGGUCUCCAGCGAUGACAGUAAGUUCUGUCUGCAUCAGCAUUCUCUCCAUGUUGUCAAGCUCCACAGAGAAGCAACGGCCAGCUGACAACGAUCGUUAUGUGAAAAAAUGUAGGAACGGUAGAUCUCCAAAAGAAACAAGGUGGUGGUUUCAUGAUGAUAAAGUGUGAUUGGGUUCAAACCUUCCUAACAACUCAUUCCUGUGCAAUAUAUUAAAAAAAAAAAAAAAGAGGGUAUUAAAGGAAGUAGUUGAAGUAGAAGAAACUUUAUUGCUUCAAUUCUCCUGUUUUCUCAGAUUCAAUUACAUUAAGCUUGAUAUGUGCUCACAUUUCUUGUAAAUUAAGAAGCUGCCUCUGUGGCUUUUCUGGUCAACCAGUAUGGAAUUGUUUCGAGUAAGAGCAUGGCCGUUGGAUGUUA
Messenger RNA from Daucus carota subsp. sativus, 861 nucleotides. RefSeq names its product probable ubiquitin-conjugating enzyme E2 18. NCBI's taxonomy places the organism in Eukaryota, Viridiplantae, Streptophyta, Magnoliopsida, Apiales, Apiaceae. Bases 129 to 614 code for a protein of 161 amino acids. The record is from RefSeq and is a predicted model, not a curated record. The transcript is spliced from 6 exons.